CAUUUCCAUGCAUAGAAUAGCUCUGGAGGUGGUCCUUCUGUUCUGUUCAUGGAGAAGCCUAUCUCUGAGAUCCAACCAUUCACAGGUCUUUUUCAUCACAUGGAUACCCACAUGUUAGUCAAGGCAAAGGCAAGGUAAAAACCAAUUGCUUUGAAAAAAAAAAAAAAAAAUGGAGCGGUGACCCAUAUUCAAAGCUUCCACACGGUUUUCUCAAUUUCAAUCGCUAAAGUAAAGCCAAAGUUGUUGGAAUCUGAUGGCUGAGUUCUACCCUCCAAGUCAAAAACAGAGGUGGGGGAUGAAGAAAAUCAAGUGUAGAGUAAGUGAUCUUGCCGAAUCACGUUACUUUUUAAGCUUAGUCUGUGACUUGCUUGUGUUGCUGCACAUAAAAACAAAACUUUUUCUCUGAGGACAAACUUCAAACACCUGGUGGGCAUAGCUCAUUUCGGCGAAAUUUUCUUCCAUCAUUGGCUGUUUUGGCUGUAGUUCAAAACCCAAUGAGGAAAUUUGCAGCUGACAUUUCUGCUUUGUGGCCUGUGGGUAAGCAGUAAUAUUUGACAGUGGACACUGAGAUCCUUCUCACGAUUUCUCUCACGAGCUUUGAAGCUGUAGGAUUGAAGCAAAGUCCUUGGCCUUAUAUACUACUGGCUACAAUGAGGUAGAGAGAAUGAGAAUUAUGGCAAACCAGGUUGUCUCUCAGAGCAAUUUGGUGUGAGCUACCACUAGCUUUUGCAGUCCUUGUGGGUCAGAGAGCUUUGAAGGGGAAUACCAACUAUUCAUUCAAGCCUGCUUUUAUUCUUCAGCAGGAACUGCAAAAUAUGCAGACCUCAAAGCCUAAAAGUUUAGAAGCACCACUGAGAAAACCUCGACCCACUCGACAACUUAAAGCACCGGGUUCGGAUUCUGUUUCGGUUUCGCCUUCUCCACUUCCUUCGAGUAAAAUGACAAAGGAAAGAAAUCCUAAAACUAUUGUUACAAAAUCAGUUCAAAGUUCAGUACUUGAGAAAAAACGCCCAAAUCGAGUUUCUACAAUGGAAUCACAGAUUGCUCAACUUCAAGAUGAACUGAAAAAGGCAAAGGAUCAACUGAAUGCCUCUGAAUCGGGGAAGAGGAGAGCAAAAGAGGAAGCUGAAGAAGCUAAGCAGCAGCUUAACGCCAUGUCCUCGGAGCUUAAGGAUUCCAGACAGCAGUUGCUAGAGCUUUCUGCUUCUGAAGAUGAACGGAUUCAAGAACUACGUAAAAUUUCGCAGGAUCGAGAUAGAGCAUGGCAGUCUGAACUGGAGGCUCUCCAAAAACAGCAUUUAAUGGAUUCUGCUGCUUUGGCUGCUGCCAUGCAUGAAAAUCAGAAGCUUAAGCUUCAGCUGGAAAGAAUAGCUGGUUCGGAGGCGAACCAGAGUAGACAUGCCGAGUCUGCACAUGCUGAGAUUCAGGGCCUCAGAAUAGAACUCAAAGAAACACUGUCACUGGUGGAGGAACUCAAAUCCAAGCUUUCUGAAUAUGAAGAUUCUGAAGCUCAGGCUGUUGAAGAUCUGAAGAAAACACAGAUGGAACUGGAAACAGCAAACGAAACCAUUGAAAUGCUUCAAUCAGAGGGAACCAAUGCGAUGAAAGCGUUCAGCUCCAUAUCCUUGGAGUUGGAGCAAUCCAAAGAAAAGGUUACAUCAUUGGAGGCUCUUGUUAGCAAAUACCAGAAUGAUUUGGCUGAAAUUGACAAGAAAAAUUUGGAGGAUCACUCUGAAAAUAAGAACAAUGACAAGGAGGAUGAAGAAAAUGAAUACGUUAAUCAGCUUAAAACUGAGCUUAAUUGUGUUAGAUCUGAAAUGGGUCAACUGAGACUAGCUUUAGAUGCCGCUGAUAGAAGGUACCAGGACGAAUAUCUUCGAAGCACAAUACAGAUUAGAAGUUCUUAUGAAGAAGUGGAAUCUAUAAAAUCAGAAUCACGUCGUAAAGAGGCUGCAUUCGAAGCUGAACUCAUUCAAGCCAAGGCACAAAUCGAGCAACUGAGGACGCAUCUUGAGGAUAAAGAAGCUCAACUUCUGAGCAUUGCCAAGGAAAACGAAAUUGUAAACUUGAACCAGAAAAGCAAAGAAACCGAAAAUGAAUCCGACCUUGCAGAACAGCUGAAGAAGUUAGAGGCUGAUAUUGAGGACUUAAAGGCAAGUUUGCUAGAUAAAGAGACAGAGUUGCAAGGAAUCAUUGAAGAAAACGAUAUGCUCCGGGUGGACAUUCAGAAAAUGGGAACAGAAAGGAAGAUAGAGCACGGCGAAACUACUGAUCUGGAAGAAUCAGCAAGAUCUGCAAAUGAAGAGGCUUUGAACAAGCUUGGUAGCAUAAACGAAAACUCAGAAACGGAGGCAGAAUUGAGGAGGUUAAGGGUGCAGUUAGACCAAUGGAGGAAAGCAGCUGAGGCAGCUGCUGCAAUGCUCUCACCAGGGAAAGAUGGAAAACUUGUAGACAUUUCAGGUUCUAUUGACAGCAACUAUCCUCUCAGCUCGUUCUACUCCGAAGACCUCGACGAUGACUCGCCGAAGAAGAAGAAUAUCAACAUGCUGAAAAAGAUAGGCGUUCUAUGGAAAAAGAGUCAAAAAUAGAAGACAGAAUUGCAGCAUCAUUUUCCCUCAAGUAUUAUAUGCAAAUUGGAUUGGUUUGGCUUCUUCUUUUAUAUAAUUUUAGCUUGAAUUGAUAGGCAAGCAAAUAUUUUAUUUGGAACUGUAUAUUAUAGUUGCUCAAAAUGGGUCAGUUUUGAUUUCUUACAAAUGAAUUCAUGAUGCACUUCUGCAAAAGACAAUAAGUUUUCCUUUUUUCUUAAUUGCAGGUGAAAGAUAUCGAAAAAUAA
Molecule: messenger RNA, 2833 nt
Organism: Benincasa hispida (wax gourd)
Lineage: Eukaryota; Viridiplantae; Streptophyta; Magnoliopsida; Cucurbitales; Cucurbitaceae
Product: interactor of constitutive active ROPs 3
Source: RefSeq, a predicted model, not a curated record